This is a messenger RNA of Dibothriocephalus latus, 511 nucleotides long. NCBI's taxonomy places the organism in Eukaryota, Metazoa, Platyhelminthes, Cestoda, Diphyllobothriidea, Diphyllobothriidae. The record is from the annotation of a GenBank genome assembly.
CGACACGCGUUAUCAGGAGACGGAGGAAGUGCCAUCUGCGCCGACAUUCGAAGUCUCACCACAGGAGACAACGGCCAUCGAGGGAUCUCCUGUGAGACUUUUGGUGAAGGCCGGGGGUGUCCCGCCACCACGCGUUCAGUGGUUUAUCAACGGUGACGUUCUGCCAACGAGUGGCGGUGGAGGUGCUUGGCGUAUUUAUGCCGAUGGUGGAAUUAGCUACCUGGAGCUCAAUAGAUGCGGUCCUCCCGGAGAAUUUCAGGUCACUGUCGUUGCCAAAAACAAGAUGGGCGAAGCAUCUGCGUCCUGUAAUCUGUACGUGGAACCCCAACCGGAUUAUCGACCCGAUUUGAAACAUGUGGAGCCAGAAAGUCCCUUCAGAAAACUGAUGUCGUUAAAGAAGGUGGAGCGCAGCCAGGAACUUACCAAGGCACUCAGCAAGCCAAAAGCAAGAGCUCUUGACCUGCGUAAACUUGAGCGAAGUAAGUGUUCGCGACAACUGUACUGCAUUUGA